Knipowitschia caucasica is the source of this 933-nucleotide messenger RNA. The record is from the annotation of a GenBank genome assembly. Lineage: Eukaryota; Metazoa; Chordata; Actinopteri; Gobiiformes; Gobiidae.
AUGGUGAAGGCCUCUCCGACACUGAAGCUCUCUUCUUCUGUGUCUCAGGAUCCUCCACAAACUUCAGUCUGGACCUGGUCCCAGAUAGCGGCUGCAGAUGUCUCCACUGGUCCGCACCAUGGCUCUCACCUGGUCUCCAUAUUUAAGCACCUGGAGAAGAACCUCUCCACUUUUUUCCAGGAGGAGCUGAAGAAGUUCCUCAGGCUUCUGAGCACAGAUUACCCAGAAUGCUUAGAGCCUGUGGAGGAUGAGGAGCAGAGGAGCAGCAGUGAGGCGCUCCUGAAGAUCACACUGAACUUCCUGAGGAGGAUGGAUCAGAAGGAGCUGGCUGAGCGUCUGUGGAGCAGGGUUUCUUCUGGACGUUCUCAGCGUAAACUGAAGGUGGAUCUGCAGCAGAGGUUUGAGUGUGUGUUUGAGGGCAUCGCUAAAGCAGGAGCCCCCACCCUCCUGAAGCAGAUCUACACCGAGCUCUACAUCACAGAGGGAGGCUCUUCAGAGGUCAACCAGGAACAUGAGACGCGGACUUCGCGGACCUUGAAGGCUCCUCUCUUGGCUUUCCCGAGCGCGGUCCUCCGUCCGUGCACCACCACCACAUCAUCGGGACUGGAUGAGGCCUCUGCCCGGCACACAGAGCUCCUGACGCGGGCAGGGUCAGCAGAGGGCCCCGGGGACAGGCCUGGAGGACUGAGGUGCCCCGAGAUCAGCUGCAGGCGGUGCAUGGUCCAGCGAAGUCUGUGGUCCGGAGGGAGACCCGGAAGUGGACCCGGAAAUUCAUACAAAUACAGACACAAGGACGUUCAUGUGGACCCCGGGCCGGACUAUGUGGACCCCAAAACGGAUUAUGUGGACUCUAAACCGGACUAUGUGGACACAAAACUGGACAAUGUGGAUUCCAGAUCGGACUAUGUGAACCCCAACCAGAGUAUUAAAUGA